Magnusiomyces paraingens is the source of this 1779-nucleotide messenger RNA. RefSeq lists its product as uncharacterized. The record is from RefSeq and is a predicted model, not a curated record. Gene Ontology annotation, biological process: mitochondrion distribution. The coding region runs from base 1 to 1779 and encodes 592 amino acids. Gene Ontology annotation, cellular component: cytoplasm. The transcript has a single exon. Lineage: Eukaryota; Fungi; Ascomycota; Dipodascomycetes; Dipodascales; Dipodascaceae.
AUGCACGAGAUCAUUCAUUUAUCCCAUUCAACCCAGGCAAAUCAUCUGACUACACAUUUCUAUAACGCUCAGAAUUCAUAUUUUGCUUACAAUGAUUCAGAUAUUGGAACUAGGUCAUUUGUAGAACCUUCAGUGUUGUUUCGGCAAGGCCUUGGCACAGAUCAUAAAACGCAAACUUUUACCCCGCGGGCUAUAAUUUGGGACAUGCGUGGAGGGUUUGGUGCCAUGAAGAAAUCGAAUCCUAUUUACAAUUACGAAAAAGUUGAAAUGAAUUAUGGUGUUGCCGAUGAAUUUGAUUUAUGGUCAGCCGAGUCUAAGAAACUCACACUUGAUACUAUCAAUAAGGAUUCUACAAUCAAGCAAGAAAAAAUCCCUUUAUCUGAAUACCAGCAAGCAUUGGAUUUGGGAAGGGCCAAUCAUUCCAUGCUGAAUACUGAAAACACAAAGUAUUGGUCGGAUUAUCUAAAUAUUUACUAUAAUCCACGACUUUCAUUCCACACUCUUCCGAAUUGGGAGUACAAUCCAGAUACCGCACCGUUGGGACAAGUAAGAGGAGAAACCGGCCCUGAGGCUCGCAAAUUUUUGAGUUACGACACUGGUGUCAAUGAGUUUAAAGAGGUGAAUUCUAUGGGGCUUGAUGGUACCUAUAUUGAAGACACAUUGCGGCCGUUUAUUGAAGAAGCAGAUAAUUUAAGUGGCCUUUCAUUAGUAUCCGAAGUUGAUACUGCAUGGGGUGGGUUUUCAGCAAAAGUAAUUGAAGAGUUUAGACAAGAUUAUGCCCCCAAAACCCCAUUAUUUGCAUGGGGUCUUUAUGAUGAAUGCCUGACUGCAGAAUUAUAUUCAUUUAACAAGGGGAACAAGUACAGAGGUGGUGAUAGGAAAACAAGGAUUCAAGCACUUUCUCGAAUACAGAGCACAAUAGCAUUAGCCAAAUCUGCAUCUUUAGUAAUUCCCUUGUCGAUACCAUCCAAGAUACCAGAAGAAGAAUUAAAACUUUUUGACGUGAAAAGUAUGUGGCAUCGUGCUGCAAUGUUUAUGCUCCCUUUUGAAACAAUAAGCACACUUUCAAGUUUAAGAACUGGGUGUGGUCGUGUAUCAAUGCAAAAUAUAUUGGGAGAUAUACAAGGUGGAAGCAAUCGCAAUAUUGUUUCGAGUAUAUCUAGUUCUCUUGUACAAGAAAAAGAAGAAAAUAUCUCUAAUAGUGAUGAUGUGCAAAAGUCAUUAGAUUCCCGUUUGAGCAUUUAUGAGAAAUUUGGAAGUAUGGGGAUUAUUGGGAAAAAUAAUAAGAAAAACAUUAACUAUACUACUAUGGACAUGACUGGAUCAUUGUUUCGUGGAUUAGAUGACUCAUCAUCAUCUUCUGUCCGAUAUUUUACAAAAGUUGGGUCAAUUAGAGAUGUUGAGUGCGUUCAGCUAGAGAAAUCAGAUACAACAUUUGAUACAUUAUUUAAAGCAUCUGAAUUGCAGCAGCUUGGAACUUCAGAGUUUUCUUUACACCAAUACAAAUGCUCACAGCCGUUUGCCACAUCGUCAAGCGUACCUUCAUUUCCAUCGAAUGAACUCAAUAUGAAUUCACCAGAAACUAAGAAUGUUUAUACAGAAAUGGGUAUGACUUCAUUGACUCGAGUUUACAUGAAGAAUUGCUUAACAACUUUGGAGAAGAUUACCAGGUCGACAGAUGAAGGCAUCGACGAGUUGAAAGAAGAUAUUGCAACAAUUACAGAAGCAUAUGAAUGGGGAUGGACAGAUAGUGAUGAUGAUUUUUUUGAUGAUGAUUAA